This is a messenger RNA of Menidia menidia (Atlantic silverside), 979 nucleotides long. The record is from the annotation of a GenBank genome assembly. Lineage: Eukaryota; Metazoa; Chordata; Actinopteri; Atheriniformes; Atherinopsidae.
GGGACUUGACGUGCUUCUGUCAUAACUUGGUCAUCGCAUUAAAAAAGCACGGCAGAAACCAAAGUUUACAGCCCAUGAAACUCUCAGAAUGAAUGGAGCAGCUUACUCCAACUUUGACAACCAAGAACAUGUCUUAAAAUUGGGAGAGACCUUUGAGAAACACCCGAAAAGUGCCUACCAUACAGUGCGAUAUGACUUCAAACCAGCAUCCAUUGACACGACAUGUGAGGGGGAACUUGAAGUGGGCAAAGGAGAGCAAGUCACCAUUACUUUACCAAAUUUAGAGGGAUCAAGUGCUCCUGUGACAGUCUUCAAGGGAUCCAAGAGGCCUUACAUGAAGGAGUGCAUCCUGAUUGUGAACCAUGACACAGGAGAGUACAGACUGGAAAAACUCAACAGUAACAUAGCUGUGAAGAAGACCAGGGCUGAGGGCAGCAGUAAGAUUCAGUCCCGCCUGGAGCAGCAGACCAGCCGCCUGAGUCAGCAGAUGAAGAGCAACAGCAGCAGCAGCAGCAAGACAGCUGAUGGCGGAGGCGCGUGUCAUGGACCAGAUGAGCAGCAGCGGGGACAGCUCCUCCGACUCCAACAGCUCCUCCUCCAGCAGCGGGGAGAGCUCCAGCAGCGAGGACGAGGACGAGCGGGCCCCCCCCCGCCGGGGCCCACGGGGCCCCCCCCACUGUGGCCCCCCCCACACAGGCCGAGAAAACCAGCUCCAACCCAGCAGGGCGCCACCCGGAGGCCGGAGGAGUGCACAUCAACACGCUCGGCUGGGAGACGGGAGGUGGCCGGGUCUUCUCCUGUGGACGAGUCGACCAAAGAAAUGAGUCGGAAUGACAGAGUCAAAGUCCACCGCUCGGUUGGGAUGAGCAGCGAACCGCCGUGCGCCAUUCUUCCCGCACUUGUUCCCACAUUUGUUCCCAGAUCUGUUCCCAGAUUUGUUCCCAGUUCCGGUCGGGACUCGAGGCUCCACGGGGACUAA